Nanorana parkeri is the source of this 1032-nucleotide messenger RNA. Its product is annotated as olfactory receptor 2D2-like. NCBI's taxonomy places the organism in Eukaryota, Metazoa, Chordata, Amphibia, Anura, Dicroglossidae. Gene Ontology annotation, biological process: G protein-coupled receptor signaling pathway. Gene Ontology annotation, cellular component: membrane. The transcript has 2 exons. The coding region runs from base 1 to 1032 and encodes 343 amino acids. The record is from RefSeq and is a predicted model, not a curated record. Gene Ontology annotation, molecular function: G protein-coupled receptor activity; olfactory receptor activity.
AUGUGUCCUGAGGAGGAUGGAGAUCCCUUGGAUCGUUGCCCGCUCAUGAGAGCAAAUCUCAUCGCCACGCAUUUCAGUGUGAUACGCCAAAGAAAUCAAACGUUUAUUACGGAAGUCCUGGUGGUUGGGUUUGAAGACUUCAAUGAGUAUAGGAUUCCGCUCUUCGUCCUUUUAUUGGUCAUCUAUAUUGCCACCUGCGUGGAGAACGUCCUGAUCAUCUCUCUGGUAUGGAAAAGCCCGCGCCUCCACUCCCCCAUGUACUUCCUGAUCAGCAAUCUACUCCUCUGCGAAUUUAUCAACACCACCAACAUGGACCCGUCCGCGUUGUACAACAUCCUGUCGGGAACAGGGGUCAUCUCCUUCGUCGGCUGUCUGGCGCAGAUCAACGUCGUGAUCGCCGUCUUGAUCUUCCAGACUUUCCUGCUCAUGCUGAUGUCGUCGUACGACUGGUAUUUGGCGAUCUGUCACCCGUUGAGGUAUUCUUCCCUCAUGCACAUUAGACUCUGCCUGUAUGUAAUCAUCGUCUUCUGGAUGAUCGCAGUCCUCCUUGUGUCCGUACUUAUCUAUUUCUUAGUCAGCCUGGAAUAUUGCGGUCGCGUUAGGCUCGAUUACUUCUUCUGUGAAUACACUGCUUACAGUAUUGCCGUGUGUGUGAUGUCCGACGCGCGGGCCCUGAUAACGUACAGCUGGGUGGUCAGCUACACUCUCAACGUGACUUUCCUGUUGAUUCUCCUGUCCUACAUACUCAUCAUCAUCGCCAUCCUCAGGAUCAAGUCGUCUGCCGGGAGACGGAAGGCCUUCUCCACCUGCAGCUCACACCUCCUGGUGGUGUCUUUGUAUUUCGGGAUACCGUUUAUUUCCUAUCUGGUGCCGAUGAGCAUGACUGACUAUAACGCGCUCUCCUUCAUAUACUAUUUGGUGCUCCCCAUGUUAAAUCCCAUUAUUUACACUUUUAGGAAUGAGGACAUUCGUCAAGCUUUCCGGGCGUCAGCGAGUGAAUUGAAACAAUAUUAUGCCAAUAAAAUACAUUGA